AUGCUCCGGAGUAUGUUGCCGCGGGCGACACCGCGCGCUGCCCUCCGCACCUCCGGCCCUCAGCCUGUCCCUUCUAGCUUCGUUGCUGCUCCUUCUUUGUCCGUAUAUGGACGCUUCAGACGCGGCUAUGCUUCUGAAACUGAGCACGAUGUGGUUAUCAUUGGUGGUGGUGUCGCUGGUUACGUCGCUGCUAUCAAGGCCGGCCAAGAAGGUCUGAAGACCGCUUGUAUCGAAAAGCGUGGACGUCUCGGUGGUACUUGCCUGAACGUCGGCUGCAUUCCCUCGAAAUCCCUGCUUAACAACUCCCACCUCUACCACCAGGUCCUUCAUGACACAAAAAAGCGCGGUAUUGAGGUCGGUGAUGUCAAGUUGAACCUCGAGCAGAUGAUGAAGGCCAAGGACACCUCCGUGGAUGGUCUCACAAAAGGUAUCGAGUUCCUGUUCAAGAAGAACGGCGUCGACUACGUCAAGGGUACCGGUGCUUUUGUCGACCAGCACACCGUCAAGGUGAACCUGCUCGAUGGUGGUGAACAGACUCUGCGCGGAAAGAACAUUCUCAUUGCCACCGGAAGUGAGGCCACUCCUUUCCCUGGCCUGAACAUUGAUGAGAAGAGAAUCAUCACCAGCACCGGCGCUCUUUCCCUGAAGGAGGUCCCCAAGAAGAUGGUUGUCAUUGGCGGUGGUAUCAUUGGUUUGGAGAUGGCUUCCGUUUGGUCCCGUCUCGGUGCCGAAGUUACCGUUGUUGAAUUCCUUGGCCAGAUUGGUGGACCUGGUAUGGACGCCGACAUCGCCAAGCAGGCCCAGAAGAUUUUGCAGAAGCAGGGUAUCAAGUUCAAGACCAACACCAAGGUCACCAAAGGUGAUGACAGCGGCGCGACCGUCAAGCUGAGCGUUGAGGCCGCCAAGGGUGGAAAGGAGGAGACUCUGGAUGCUGAUGUUGUUUUGGUUGCCAUCGGCCGCAGACCCUACACCGAAGGGCUGGGUCUGGAGAACAUUGGAAUUGACAAGGAUGAGAGAGGCCGCCUUGUGAUCGACCAGGAGUACCGCACCAAGCUUCCCCACAUCCGUGUCAUCGGUGACUGCACCUUCGGUCCCAUGCUCGCCCACAAGGCCGAGGAAGAGGCCGUUGCUGCUGUCGAGUACAUUAAGAAGGGUCACGGCCACGUCAACUACGCUGCCAUCCCCAGCGUCAUGUACACCCACCCCGAAGUCGCCUGGGUUGGCCAGAACGAGGCCGAGGUCAAGGCCGCUGGCAUCAAGUACCGCGUCGGUACCUUCCCCUUCAGCGCCAACUCUCGUGCCAAGACCAACCUCGACACUGAGGGCCAGGUUAAGUUCAUCGCCGAUGCUGAGACCGACCGCAUUCUCGGUGUCCACAUCAUCGGUCCCAACGCUGGUGAGAUGAUUGCUGAGGCCACUCUGGCCGUCGAAUACGGUGCUUCUUGCGAGGAUAUUGCCCGCACAUGCCACGCUCACCCUACCCUGGCCGAGGCCUUCAAGGAGGCUGCCAUGGCCACCUACUCCAAGGCCAUCCACUUCUAA
This is a messenger RNA of Aspergillus fischeri NRRL 181, 1542 nucleotides long. RefSeq names its product dihydrolipoyl dehydrogenase. Gene Ontology annotation, molecular function: flavin adenine dinucleotide binding; dihydrolipoyl dehydrogenase (NADH) activity. Gene Ontology annotation, cellular component: oxoglutarate dehydrogenase complex; mitochondrion. The record is from RefSeq and is a predicted model, not a curated record. The transcript is spliced from 4 exons. Lineage: Eukaryota; Fungi; Ascomycota; Eurotiomycetes; Eurotiales; Aspergillaceae. The coding region runs from base 1 to 1542 and encodes 513 amino acids.